AUGCCACCCAAAUUACCCUUGCGAAGCAUCACACCAUCUUGUCUUCAACCAUCUCCACUUGGAAGUGCUAUCAGUAUCUUCGCGACGCCUGUCCGCAAGCCUACAUUGAGCAGACCGGCCCGUGUAGAAGGACCUGUCACGGCAGCUCCAUGCCGACUCCUUAUUCUCAACAACCACUUCAGCACCAGCAGUGCCGCCAUGUCUCAGAACAACAACAACAACAAUGCCGACUUCAAGCUUGAGAAGCUCUUCGACGUCAAGGGCAAAGUGGCACUCAUCACGGGAGGUGGCUCGGGCAUCGGACUGAUGGCCACUCAAGCGCUGGCCACGAACGGCGCCAAAGUCUACAUCGUUGGCCGGACGGAAGAGAAGCUCCAGCGCGUGGCCGACGUGUACGGCAAAGACAUCCCCGGCGAGAUCAUCCCACUGACGGCCGACGUGUCCAAGAAGGACGAGAUCAAGCGGCUCGUGUCGGAGGUCUCGUCGCGCGAAAAGUUCCUCUCCAUCCUGUUCAACAACGCCGGCAUCUCGCUCAACACGCAGCAGACGGAGGCGAAGUCGGCCGAGGAAAUGUCGGCGAACCUCUUCGACGACCCCGACGAGACGUUCGAGAUGUGGACCGACACGUACCGCACCAACGUGCCGCAGCAGUUCUUCAUGACGACGGCGUUCCUGCCGCUGCUCAACGCCGCGCACCGGCACCACGACAACUUCUCCGGCGUCGUCAUCAACAACUCGAGCAUCUCCGGCAUCGUCAAGACCAGCCAGCACCACUACGCCUACAACGCGAGCAAGGCGGCAUCGAUCCAUUUGACGACCAUGCUGGCCAACGAGAUUGUCCAGAACGGCCUCAGGGUGCGCGUCAACAGCGUCGCCCCGGGCGUGUUCCCCAGCGAGAUGACGGCCGGCGAGAGCGACGAGAAGCAGAAGUCCCACAUCCCCAGGGAGAAGUACGAGAGCAAGGUCCCCGCCGCGAGGCCCGGUGAGGACAGGGACAUGGCGAACGCCAUUCUGUUCCUCGCCACAAACCAGUACCUGAACGGCCAGACCGUUCCAGUCGACGGGGGAUAUAUCCUCAGCGCUGGAAGUGGGCCGUAG
Messenger RNA from Exophiala spinifera, 1098 nucleotides. RefSeq lists its product as uncharacterized. The transcript has 2 exons. The record is from RefSeq and is a predicted model, not a curated record. NCBI's taxonomy places the organism in Eukaryota, Fungi, Ascomycota, Eurotiomycetes, Chaetothyriales, Herpotrichiellaceae. Gene Ontology annotation, molecular function: oxidoreductase activity. The coding region runs from base 1 to 1098 and encodes 365 amino acids.